CCCGGCUGGCUCGGCUUCGCGGCGCGGGGAGCCGGCGGCGCCGCAGACCCGGCCGGCCCGCGAGCCAUGGCCCAGCCCGGCGAGGAGGCGCUGUCCGGGCUCGAGACCGCGGUGCAGAUCCGCGUCGCCAUCCAGGAGGCCGAGGACGUGGAGGAGCUGGAGGACGAGGAGGAGGAGGGGGCGGAGGCGCGGGGUUCGGGGGACCCCUCUCGGUACCUCAGCCCAGGCUGGGGCAGCGCCAGCGAGGAGGAGCCGAGCCGCGGGCACAGUGGCACCACGACAAGUGGGGGCGAGAACGAGCAUGAGGACCUGGAGCAGGAGUGGCAGCCCCCGGACGAGGAGUUAAUCAAGAAACUGGUGGAUCAGAUCGAAUUCUACUUUUCUGAUGAAAACCUGGAGAAGGACGCCUUCCUGCUAAAGCACGUGAGGAGGAACAAGCUGGGGUAUGUGAGUGUCAAGCUACUCACAUCCUUCAAAAAGGUGAAACACCUUACACGGGACUGGAGAACCACAGCACAUGCCUUGAAGUACUCUGUGACCCUCGAGUUGAAUGAGGACCACCGGAAGGUGAGGAGGACCACCCCUGUCCCACUCUUCCCCAGCGAGAACCUCCCCAGCAAGAUGCUCCUGGUCUAUGACCUCUACCUGUCCCCCAAGCUCUGGGCCCUGGCCACCCCCCAGAAGAAUGGAAGGGUGCAGGAGAAGGUGAUGGAACACCUGCUCAAGCUCUUCGGGACCUUUGGAGUCAUCUCAUCAGUGCGAAUCCUCAAACCCGGGAGAGAGCUGCCCCCUGAUAUCCGGAGGAUCAGCAACCGGUACAGCCAGGUGGGGACCCAAGAGUGCGCCAUUGUGGAGUUCGAGGAGGUGGAAGCGGCCAUCAAAGCCCAUGAGUUCAUGAGCACAGAAUCUCAGGGCCGGGAGAGCAUGAAAGCUGUCCUGAUUGGUAUGAAGCCACCCAAAAAGAAACCAUCCAAAGAGAAGAACCAGGAAGAAGAACCCACUUCGAGCAUCCACCUGAACAAGUCCCUAAACAGGAGAGUUGAGGAGCUUCAGUACGUGGGGGAUGAGUCUUCCGCCAACAGCUCCUCCGACCCCGAGAGCAAUCCCACGUCCCCUAUGGCUGGCCGGCGCCAUGCAGUCACCAACAAGCUCAGCCCUUCUGGCCACCAGAAUCUCUUUCUGAGCCCGAAUGCCUCCCCGUGCUCAAGUCCUUGGAGCAGCCCCUUGGCUCAACGAAAAGGCGUUUCCAGAAAAUCCCCACUGGCCGAAGAAGGUAGGCCGAACUCCAGCGCCAGUCCUGAGACCUUUCGCAAGUGCAUGGAUUAUUCCUCGGACAGCAGCGUCACUCCCUCUGGCAGCCCCUGGGUUCGGAGGCGCCGCCAGGCUGAGAUGGGGACGCAGGAGAAGAGCCCCAGAGCGAGUCCCCUGCUCUCUCGGAAGAUGCAGACUGCAGAUAGGCUACCUGUGGGGGUGCUGAGGUUGCCCAGAGGCCCUGACAACACCAGAGGAUUCCACAGUGGACACGAGAGGAGCAGGGCCUGUGUAUAAAUACCUUCUAUUUUUAAUACCAGCUCCAUUGAAAACCUCUGUUUUCAAGGUUCUGACAAAUACCUGGCAUGACAUAGAGUGAAAUUAAGUCCCAUUGAAAGAUUUUGUAUACGUGUAGACCUCUUAAUUUAUAUGUUUGUAAUAUAUAUGAAUUGCCUGGUAUGCUCUGGUUUUAAGACCCUCUUCUAGUUCAGAGCACCCAUUCCUCCCAGCAUGACCAUUAUUUUGAUGAUGCCCAACGUGUGUGAAUGGCUCUGGAGGGCUGUGGGACAGAGGCUGCCCAGAGAGGGCCUGGCAGUGGGUCUGUUCUUCGUGGCAGGGUUCUUCUCUCCAGUGACCGAGCCAUCCUCAGUUGGCCAUGCACGGGCUUCUUGAAAGCCCAGAGGAGUUCUGUUGUAUGACAGCAACUAGUUAAGCCAGUAGCAUGGUGUUUUAUAUGACCAAAUGUAUGUUUCCUGUCAAGUGAAUAAAUAAUAAAACACCUAACUGGGAGUGCUGGCUCUGAACCCAUAGACUGUGCCUGACAAAAUCUCUGUGCAUCUGACAAGGCUGUGGGUGGUGUCAUGAGGCUCUGAGGAGCUUAACAGGGACACAUUUCUUGAGUGUGCCCCAGGGCUCUCCUUGGGGCUCCUGGCAGCCUGAGAGGUCAGCAGAGCUUGUGCAGAUGUUAGAGCACCACAGUCUUUCAUCACAAUGAAUUGUACCAAACAAAGGCAGCUUAGUAUAGACCAAGUUCUCUAGAUGUGGUCCCCGGACCAGCAGCAUUGACACCAUCUGGGAACUUGUUAGGAAUGCAAAUUCUCAGGCCCUACAUCAGCUGACUGAGUCAAAAACUAUGGGAGAAGGGCCUGGAAUCUGGAUUUUAGCAAGCCCUCCAGGUGAUUCUGAUGCACUCUAGAAUCUGAGAGCCACUGGUAUGGACAAUGGUUGUGGGACUUGAGGUCAGACAGUUUGACUCCCAUAUCCCCAUCUUACUAGUUCUGUGACCUUAAGAGAGUUACCCGCACCCCCUUGGCCUCGUCGUAUCCCUGUGAAAUGCUUUGCCUUGACAUCUGUUUCUUAGAUGCAGCUGGCCCUCCAUCAGUGUUGUUAGCUCCUUUUCAGUGGAAGCUGCCUGGGUGGAGCAGAAGGGGUACUGGCCUAGAUUCCAGGGUUCACUUAUCCACUUGAACCUUGGGGGAUUUUAGGCAAAUCACGUUUAAUGGGAUUCGUUAAUAACUAUUGAACAGUGAUUGGAUGCCAGGGACUAUGCUAAGAGUUUUCCAUGCAUUAUCUCAUUUAAUCCUCCCAACCACCACAUAAGAAAGGUUCACAUCUUAUUUCUGUUUCACACUGGAAGAAACAGAAGCUUUGUGUGGGUAACUAAGUUGUCCAAGGUUUACGAGCUACAUGAUUGGUGGAGCUUGAACCUAGCAGUCUGACUCUGGAUCCCACACUCUGAACACCAGAUGGGUCUCAGAAUGUGGAACCUCACCAUCCACAUUCCAAAAAGAAGAAACCCCAAAUGGCAUUAAUAUUUAUUCAGCACCUUCUAUGUGCUAGGCAUUUGGCUAGACACAUCCUUUCAUUUAUCCUCUUAGUGUCCCUGUGAGGUAUUAUUGUACCAGUUUUACUCAUGAAGCUGCUGAGGUAGGAUAAUACCUCAGGCCAUUGUGAAAACGGGAAAAGAGAGUGUAUUUUUUGUUGUUGUUGUUGUUUAAGAUUAUGUUUAUUAAGAUUAUGAAGUUAUAAAGGAUAAUGGUUGAAAUGUU
Molecule: messenger RNA, 3299 nt
Organism: Mesoplodon densirostris (Blainville's beaked whale)
Lineage: Eukaryota; Metazoa; Chordata; Mammalia; Artiodactyla; Ziphiidae
Gene: LARP6
Product: La ribonucleoprotein 6, translational regulator
Exons: 3
Coding region: 67-1548 (493 amino acids)
Biological process (GO): RNA processing
Cellular component (GO): nucleus
Molecular function (GO): mRNA binding
Source: RefSeq, a predicted model, not a curated record